UUCACCUUUCACGUGGUUUAAAACUUCAGCGUGAUGGCGCGGAAAGCUGUGUUUUGUGCUAAAAAGUGAUCGACUAUUCGUUUUAUUGCUGUAAAAGCUUAAGUCAUGAGUCUGUUGGAGGUGAAGUUCAUCGGGGAUAGGGAUGUUCUGGAGCACAUCGUUGACAAGCAAGAGGUGGUGCCAAGCAGUUCUGGCAAAAUUCACAAGAUGGUCACGUUCAAGAGCCCGAAGGGACGACGAGUCAGAGACGAAGAAGUGAAAGAAAGGGAUGAAAAUGCCCUCCUUGAUGAGCAGAACUAUGUUCAAGCUCUUUGCGCAGAAAGUACAGAAGAUGAUGAGGGUAUGUCCGGAGUUGCAGGAUCGUCCAUUUUCACUUUUCAGAAAAACAAACGGGGCCACAGAAUGGCCCAGACUGCAAAUGAACUGGCACGAACUCCAGGGAAAAGUGUGAGCUUCAGCACAACUCCCAGCAUUGAGCCCUCUACUCCCACUCGGGCAGGCCACAACCUCAGAAGUAAAAACCAAACGCCACAACGGCGCAAAAAAAUACAGUUUGUCUCCACAACACCCCACAGGCUGAGGAAGAGAAUGUCGACUCCCAGCCUUCGAUCAGACAGCGACAGUGAGUUUUCACCCUCCGACUCUGAGGAAGAGGAGGAGGAGGAUGACGUCAUGGUAGAUGAAGCGCAGAAAGUAAAGAAAGAUAUUGGGGAGAACCAGACUCCAAGGACACCAAGUAAAGGUUUAUCAGCAGCACUCUACAGGACCCCUGGCAAAAAGAGCAAGAGCACUCCUGAACCCGUCAACCAGCCCACCAUGGUUGAGGACUAUUUUGAGGCCCACGGCAGCUCCAAAGUUUUAACGUCGGACCGCACACUCGAUCGUUUACACACACCUAAAUUAGACAGGGAGACACUUAUUCAGCUCUUAGAAUUAAACCCCUCCAGUUACCUUCAAGAGAUCAAGUACCUCCACAACAAACAUACAAAGCACUUUGGGAAAUGGAUGCUGCAAUUACAGUUGGGAUUCAGCGUGCUGCUCUACGGAUUGGGCAGCAAGAAAGAGCUCCUGGAGGAAUUUCGGUCUUCUUACUUGUCUCAAGAAAUGCACCUGGUGAUUAAUGGCUUCUUCCCUUCCAUCACACUGAAAUCGAUUUUGAACACUUUGACAUGUGAGGUUCUUGAGCACCAGGGGAGUUUUCGAACACCAUCCGAUCAGAUCCAAUACAUCUCCCAAAAACUUCAAGAUAGCCCAGAUCUUCAUAUCUACGUGUUGAUCAAUAAUAUCGAUGGACCAAUGUUGCGAGGAGAAAAGACCCAGAGCACCUUGGGGCAGCUGGCAUCCCUACCCAACAUUCACUUUGUGGCUACGAUUGACCACAUCAAUGCUCCUCUUGUUUGGGACCAGUUUAAACAGAGUCAGUUUAACUGGCUGUGGUGGGAGUGUGUGACAUUCAAACACUACACUGAAGAGACGUCGUACGAGAACUCUCUGCUGGUGCAGCAAACUGGGGCUCUGGCUCUGUCUUCCCUUACACAUGUUCUCCGCAGCUUGCCCCCAAACGCACGAGGAAUUUUCAAAGUGCUGGUGAAAUUUCAGCUGGAAAACAAAGACAAUCCUUCAUACACAGGAUUGUCAUUCCAAGAUUUUUACCAACGUUGUCGUGAGGCAUUUUUGGUGAACUCUGACCUCACUCUGAGGACUCAGCUGACAGAGUUCAGAGACCACAAACUGAUACGAACGCGCAAGGGUGCAGAUGGUGUGGAGUACCUGAUGGUUGCUGUGAAUGCAAGCACACUGUUGGACUUCUUGGAGAAUGAGGAGGGUGGGUGACUGAGAAGAUCACUAUAAAUUACACUCUUAUUUAUAGCUAACAAAAAUAUAAUGGUUUGUCAGCUAACUCACAGAACAGAUUAGAUUCGGUCAAAAUAGACCUGGUUUCAUUGACUUAGUCUACACCUCCAUCCUUACCUUGUCAUUCAUUUUGUUGAAGUAUGUAUGAUGUGUGCUAAAAGCAGCAGCACAAAUAAAUUCAGUCAAACAGCAA
This is a messenger RNA of Syngnathus acus (greater pipefish), 2047 nucleotides long. It is a transcript of the gene orc2, whose product is annotated as origin recognition complex, subunit 2. Gene Ontology annotation, biological process: DNA replication. Lineage: Eukaryota; Metazoa; Chordata; Actinopteri; Syngnathiformes; Syngnathidae. Bases 106 to 1833 code for a protein of 575 amino acids. Gene Ontology annotation, molecular function: DNA replication origin binding. The record is from RefSeq and is a predicted model, not a curated record. The transcript is spliced from 15 exons. Gene Ontology annotation, cellular component: nuclear origin of replication recognition complex; nucleus.